UCUGUCUCGGUAGUCAGUACACUGAGUGAUUCAACAUGGCUAACGUCAGAGACAGUGAUACUUCAUUGUGGCUACAUAAUAAAUUGGGAACUUCAAAUGAUUCGUGGACAGGUGGAUCAAUUUGUUCUCAGUUAAAUGCAGAAGUUUUGAGAAAUAUUAAGGAUUGUUUUCCUGACCUACAAACUCAAGUGAAACUGAAGUUGUUACUGUCGUUCUUCCAUAUACCUAGAAGAAAUAUUGAAGAGUGGAGAGUUGAAUUAGAAGAAAUCCUAGAGGUGGCACAAGUGGACAGUGAACAGUGGGUAUCAAUGUUGGCAGAAAUGAUGAGAACAAUACCAAGCACAGGCUCUUUUAAUGACGAAAUCUCUGAAAAUGAUGAAAAUAGAAGGAUAUUUUCUGAUCUUGUGAAUGACCUACGUAAGCUGGUGAGAAAAAAUGUUGAUUUGGGAAUGUUACCUUUGGAAUGUCAUUACCUGAAUAAAUCAGCUCUUGUCAGUGUAGUGGGUCAACAGUCACCACCAGCCAAACACUUUACACUGAAGAGGAAGCCAAAGUCAGCAGCUCUGCGGGCAGAGUUGCUACAGAAGUCUGCUGAUGCCAUCAGUAACAUGAAGAAGAGUACAACUCCUACAGUACCUGUAAGGUCCCGAGGGAUGCCAAGGAAAAUGACUGAUACUACACCCCUGAAAGGGAUUCCAAGUCGUGUGCCUACAGGAGGGUUCAGAUCACCCUCCUUGAACAACCCACUUAUGUCCAGACCAUCGCUGUCUCGUACACCUGCUGGCCGCAAGGAUGGGGGCAUCAAGCUACUUGAUAUAAACGAACAACCUCUGGGAUAUGCUCAAGCCAAGAAACGGAAAAGGAUGCAAGGUAUUUUGGAACACUUAAUCAUAACUUGCUUGCUGUAACAUAAGAGUCAAAAU
Messenger RNA from Homalodisca vitripennis (glassy-winged sharpshooter), 923 nucleotides. Its product is annotated as negative elongation factor A-like. Gene Ontology annotation, biological process: negative regulation of transcription elongation by RNA polymerase II. Gene Ontology annotation, cellular component: NELF complex. The transcript is spliced from 5 exons. NCBI's taxonomy places the organism in Eukaryota, Metazoa, Arthropoda, Insecta, Hemiptera, Cicadellidae. Bases 36 to 908 code for a protein of 290 amino acids. The record is from RefSeq and is a predicted model, not a curated record.